CAAAACCGUGAGCCAAAAGUGAGUUCGAAGAAGAGGCUGGUGCAGUUUUGGGAACCGAAGCAGGAAACUAAAAGUGCAGUCUGCAAUUUUCCAAACUCUAAGAGGAAAGAAAGAGGAUGGAGAGACUAUCUUUUUGAGGCAUUCAAUUCUAUUAUUGGUACAGAGAUAAGAGACAAAAAGAGUUGUCUGGAUAUUAAGGAAUUUGAUACUCAGAAACUGUCAAGAUUUCAUAUUGUAGUAGGUAAGUAUGGAGGAAAAUUGUCAGCUCUGAGCAGAAACUACCAAUUUCAGAAUAGCUUCAAACUUUAUUUCUCUCAUGAUGAACCGUUGGAUGAUUUGUCUAGCACUGAAGCAUUGAAACAAAUGUUUGAUCCUAAAGUUACUGGCAUUAUCGAGAGAACUGAGAAUCUCACUUUGGAUCUUUCUGGAUCAUCAUGCUUGAGGAAUAUUGUGCCUCACUUGGGUGGAAAUGGAUUUAUCUACUUGAAAAGGCUUGAUCUGAACAAAGGACAAUAUGAAUGUCUCAUUGAUUCUACCACCAAUCCUAUUGCUCGACAUGCUUUUGAAAAUUUGGUGUCCAUGAAGUUAAGAGAUCUGAAGUUGAACAAAAUAUGGUACGGAUUUCUUCCACCUUGGUGCUUCAGUCAACUCCAAGAGGUGGAACUUAAUUAUGUAAGUGCUUUGGAGUUUUUGUGGAAGGGGCCAAUCGAACCUCCAUCAUUUUGCAACCUCAGAUCUAUUGAGGUAAGAAACUGUGCUCAAAUUACAAGUCUCUUCUCACAAUCAACAUUGAAAUGUUUGGUGAAACUCCAGAAGUUAGUAGCUUAUGACUGUAAAAAUUUGGAGAGCAUUGUUUUGAGAGAGGAAAAUUUGAAAGAGGAAGUACUUGAACUACUCCAACUCAAAGUCUUGAGACUUAUGUGGACAAACUUGAUGGGUUUCGGCUCCAAAGAUAGUAAGGCCGGGGUUUUUUUUGACCAGGUUUCACUCCCUUGCUUGGAAAUACUAGAGAUAAAUAGUCCUGGUGAUGGCCCCGAACUACUAAUAGGAGGUAAAAUGGCUAGCAGAUCUCUUGGCAACUUAAAAUCUAUGCAUCUCUACCAUGGUGACUUUAUCCGAUGCAUUGCCAAAGCUGAUACUGUUUCACUAUUACAAAACUUGCAAACACUUGAGCGGUGGUGGGGUAAUAUGGAAUUCCUUAUUGACUUUGAGGAUCUAAAAGUUCCUAAUAUGCCAAAAAUGGGACUUGAAAUUCUUCCCAAACUAGAGUCACUGGACUUAUUUGCCUGUACAAGGUUAACCCAUAUUUGGAGGAAUUUUCCUGAAGGGGUUCGAGUAUUCCAAAACUUGAGAAGUCUAUGUGUGUACAACUGCCCUUUAAACUGUUUGUUUUAUCCUCCAAGUGUGGCUACGAUGCUCAUAAGUCUUGAGAAACUGAAAGUUCGUAGGUGCUCGAAAAUGUGUGGAGUUAUAGGUGAGGAAGAUGAAGAGGUCAGCCAAGAAGAUAAUGCUCAGCAACAUGAUGCUGGAAAACAUGGAGAAAUUGCACUGGAAAGAAUCAGCAAGGAAUUUGUGUUUCCUAAAUUAAACUCUUUGUGGUUGGAAGACCUUAAGAAUCUUCGAAACUUUGGUGGUAGUCAUCGGGAGGAUUAUGAGUUUAAAUUUCCCCUGCUCACUAAAUUGUUCAUAAUGAGUUGCCCAAAGUUGAAGAAAUUGUGUUUCGGAAAUUUGGAUGCACCAUUGCUUAAAAAAAUCCAAACAACGUCGAGAGAUAUAGAGAAUUUUGAAGCUCCUGUGGAUUUAAAGGAUAGAGAGAUUUGUCCUGAUUAUGGAGUUGUUUGAAUGGACGUUAAGGAGUCAUCAAGUUGAUUGAGUAAUAUGGGUCCGGCUACUACGAUCUUGACUGGUGGACAAGGCUGUUGGAUAUGGAUGGAAAUCUUAGUUGGGUUAAUACAAUAAGUGUGCAACUUAUAUAAGCAUUAUGUUUUGCCUACUUUUGUCCUUGAUUUUCUAAUAAUAAGUGUAUUCUAUGUAUUGUAUAAUGGCCUUACACAAUAAAUGUAUUGUCUGUAUUGUAUCAUGACU
This is a messenger RNA of Coffea eugenioides, 2085 nucleotides long. RefSeq lists its product as uncharacterized. The record is from RefSeq and is a predicted model, not a curated record. The transcript is spliced from 6 exons. The coding region runs from base 364 to 1842 and encodes 492 amino acids. NCBI's taxonomy places the organism in Eukaryota, Viridiplantae, Streptophyta, Magnoliopsida, Gentianales, Rubiaceae.